This is a messenger RNA of Rotaria sp. Silwood2, 804 nucleotides long. NCBI's taxonomy places the organism in Eukaryota, Metazoa, Rotifera, Eurotatoria, Philodinida, Philodinidae. The record is from the annotation of a GenBank genome assembly.
AUGUCUUUCGUUGAAGCAAUUAUUGAUACAUCUGUUUCGAGACCGAUUUUACUUUUUGUUAUUGGAGUUCCAGCAGCAAUUUGUAAUGCGACAAUUUUUCUUGGAGUGAAAACAUUUCGUCAAUCUCCAAGUUCUUAUUAUGUUGUUGGUCAAUCAAUAUUCGAUUUAGAUAAUUUAUUAAUUGUUCUUCUUGAAAGUAUUCCAUCAACAUCAAUGAACGCAUCUGCAAUAGCAUGCAAGUUGAUGAUUUACUUUAGUCAAAUAAUCGGACCAUGUGCUAUGACUUUUCUUUGUCUGUCGACAUUUGAUCGUUGGGCAUGUACAUCAAGAUCGGCUAAACUACGUCAAUUAAGUUCAAUUGGUAUAGCUCGUCGUAUUUUUCCAAUUCCCGUUAUAGUCUGGCCAUUGGUCCGCGUACCUUAUCUUAUUUAUUGCGAUUUUAUUCCACCUUUUUUUACAUGUGGAUUUACAAAUCUUCUUUUUGCAGAAAUUGCCCUUUCUUUUCUGGCUCCUAUAUUUUCUGUUAUUUUUCCGCUUAUCAUUUUAAUCAUAUUUAGUAUUCUUACAUAUCGAAAUCUUCAUCUUAUGACAACUGAUAAUGCUCAACAACAAUCUGUUCGCACUCGUUUAUCGAUGUGGGAACAACAAAUAACAAGAAUGAUGAUCAUUAAAACAGUGUUAAAUAUAUCAUGUACACUUCUUCGAUGUAUCUUGAUGAUUUAUACAAUAGCAACACUAAAUCAACGUGCAAUGAGAAGUUUAAAUCGAAUUUAUAUUGAAACUCUGCUUGAUCAAUUGACGUAA